This is a messenger RNA of Debaryomyces tyrocola, 195 nucleotides long. NCBI's taxonomy places the organism in Eukaryota, Fungi, Ascomycota, Pichiomycetes, Serinales, Debaryomycetaceae. The record is from the annotation of a GenBank genome assembly.
AUGAACAUUAUUGCAGCAUGUUGGACUUUUUUUAUAAUAGUUUGGUUGGACUUCCCAAUAUAUUAUCCUGUUCAAACGGACAAUAUGAAUUAUGCAUGCGUUGUACUUGGUAUUACCUUUAUUAUUGCAAUUUUACUUUGGUUCUUUCAUGCGCAUAAAGCUUUUGAUCAUGAUAUUAAUCAAACACAUAUCUAA